This is a messenger RNA of Oncorhynchus masou masou (cherry salmon), 8376 nucleotides long. Its product is annotated as contactin-3-like. The transcript has 23 exons. NCBI's taxonomy places the organism in Eukaryota, Metazoa, Chordata, Actinopteri, Salmoniformes, Salmonidae. The coding region runs from base 484 to 3579 and encodes 1031 amino acids. Gene Ontology annotation, biological process: brain development; axon guidance; cell-cell adhesion. Gene Ontology annotation, cellular component: axon; plasma membrane. The record is from RefSeq and is a predicted model, not a curated record. Gene Ontology annotation, molecular function: cell-cell adhesion mediator activity.
UCCAGACUGGCAGCAUUUUUGGAGUGUCUUGGUUGUUGAAAGACUAAACCAAAUCACCUGUGAGUGAGAAGGCGACGUCGGAGUUGAAGCUCUGUCACUGCUGAGCUAAUUGUUUGGGUGCAUCGGGAUUACAUCGAGGAGCAUCUCCACCAAACCAAGAGGAGAGAGGCAUAUGCGGGACUUUUUACGAGUGUAGUGUGCACGGACUGGGAUUCUGUGGACCAGCGUUUACGCGCAACCUUUCGAUGGGAUUCUGAAUGAGAGAGCCAAAGCUGCUACGAAAAUGUAUAUAUAUUUUUAUAGGACAUAGAGACACUCGAUAAAUACCACCACUUAUGUCCGGCUCAUUUCUCUGAUCAUACAACUUCAUGAAGAGGAAAAAACAUUCUGUUUAACAACUCAAUUAAGAUUCUCGUAAUCAAGGGAGAACAUUCCAUUCACAAGCAAUUGGAUGAGAGUCGUAUUUGCCCUUGGCAACUGAAGAUGAUGUUACUAUGGAAACGACUUCUGCUGCUAUCAAUCAUUGGUUGCCUUGCCGCUCAUGCACAAGAUGUCCUGUUCCAAGGGCCAAGAUGGAGAACAGAGCCCAGUGACCUCAUUCUCCCCAACAACUCCCCUGACCAGGAAGCCACCAUUACAUGUGAGGCAGAGGGGAAACCCUCCCCACAGUACAGAUGGUCGCUUAACGGAACACUCAUUGAUCUGGGGAGUGACUACCGGCGUCACAUGUCUGGAGGCAACCUGAUCAUUAACAGUCUGGACAGGGACCAAGACACAGGGAUAUACCAGUGCACUGCCUUCAACACAUGGGGGAUCAUCCUCAGCUGCCGAGCCACUCUACAAUUUGCAUACCUAGAUAACUUCAAGACCCAAACUGCAAGGAGUGCUGUGAAUGUCCGAGAGGGCCAAGGAGUGGUUUUGUUAUGUGGACCACCCAUGCAUUCUGGAGAGCUGACGUUUGCAUGGAUCUUCAAUGAGUACCCCUACUUUGUCCAGCAAGAUAGUCGUCGAUUCAUCUCCCAGGAGACAGGAAGUCUGUACAUCGCUAAAGUGGAGCCUUCUGAUGUGGGCAACUACACCUGUGUGGUCAACAAUAGCAUCACUAAGGGCAAAGUCCUCAGCUCUCCUACGCCACUGGUCCUGAGGAAUGACGGAGCAAUGGGAGAAUACGAACCGAAAAUAGAAGUUAAUUUCCCUGACACUGUUCCAGCUGCGAAGGGAUCCACAGUAAAACUAGAAUGCUUCGCACUGGGAAACCCAGUCCCAGAAAUAAGUUGGAGGAGAACCAGCGGUGUCCCAUUUCCCAGUAAGGUGAAGAUGAAGAACUCCAAUGCUGUUCUUGAAAUUCCACAUUUCCAGCAGGAAGACACAGGGAUGUAUGAGUGCGUGGCAGGAAAUAGCCGGGGAAAAAACACUGCACGAGGUCGUAUCGCCUUCCAGGCAAAACCCCAUUGGCUGCAAACAAUGAUCGACGGGGCCCUGUCCAUUGAGGAGAACCUGUUCUGGGAGUGUAAGGCAAACGGAAAACCCAAGCCCUCCUACAGUUGGCUGAGGAAUGGAGACAACCUUAUGGCAGAGGGCCGGGUGCAAAUCGAAAAUGGGGCUCUCUCCAUAGCAGCAUUAAACCUGUCAGACGCCGGGAUGUAUCAGUGUGUGGCUGAAAACAAACAUGGCAUUAUUUAUUCCAGCGCUGAGCUAAUGGUGUUAGCAUCACCUCCCAGUUUCUCCAAGAAUCCACUGAAGCCCCUGCUGAAAGCUCGCUCGGGCAGUGAAGUGGUUCUGGAGUGCAAGCCCCAAGCCUCGCCCCGGGCAAUUAGCCUGUGGAAGAAAAGCAAUGAGAUUGUGCAGAAAAACGAGAGGAUUACUCUGCUUGCCAACGGGACACUGAAGAUUGUCAACGCAACCAGAAGGGAUGCGGGGAGCUACACAUGCAUCGCUAAAAAUCAGUUUGGGACUGCAAGCGCCACCGGAAGACUCCUUAUCACAGAGCCCACCAGAAUCACCCAGAGGCCUGCUAACAUGGAGAUCAUUGUUGGCGAAAGUAUCGUGCUGCCCUGCCAGAUAGCCAGCGAUCCAGCCUUGGAUGUGUCUUUCUCCUGGGAAUUCAACGGGCAGCUCAUAGACUUCCACGGGGAUGCCGAACAUUUCGACAGAAUAGGAGGGAGCAUUUCAGGAGAUCUGAUGAUUCGUAACAUCCAGCUGAAUCACGGGGGGAAAUAUGUCUGUGUUAUCGACACCGACGUAGAGAGCUUGUCCGCUUCGGCCAUCUUGGUUGUGAAAGGUCCUCCCGGGCCCCCGGACACAGUAGCAGUGGAGGAGAUCACAGAUAGCACGGCCCAGCUCUCUUGGAGCCCCGGCAGGGACAACGGCAGCCCUAUCACCGGCUACAUCAUCCAGGCCCGGACCCCCUUCACUGUGGGUUGGCAGGCUGUGGACACAGUUCCUGAGGUGAUCAAUGGCAACACACUGACAGCCACUGUGGUGGGCCUGAACGCCUGGGUGGAGUAUGAGUUCAGGGUGGUGGCCCGCAACAGUGUGGGCAUGGGAGAGCCCAGUCCAGCCUCAGCCAAGACCAGGACAGAGGAUACCAUGCCUGAUACAGCUCCCACUGAUGUUGGAGGCGGAGGAGGCACAAAAUCUGAAUUAGUGAUAACUUGGGAGCCCGUGCCUGAGGAACUGCAGAAUGGAGAGGGCUUCGGUUACAUCAUCGCCUUCCGGCCGCUGGGUGCCAUCACCUGGACACGAGUGGUCAUCUCCACGCCCGGGGUGGCCCGAUACAUCUUCCGCAACGACACCAUCCCGCCUUUCUCGCCGUUCGAUGUGAAGGUUGGGGCGUACAACAACCGUGGGGAAGGCCCCUUCAGUUCCAUAGCCACAGUGUUCUCAGCAGAAGAAGUCCCCAGUGAGGCUCCUAAGAGGGUUUGGGGCAGGAGUGUAUCUGCAGCUACAGUUGAAGUGAUUUGGGAAGCCCUCCCCGUCACCCCUGAAAGAGUGCUGGGUUAUGAGGUGGUCUACUGGGAAGAUGACACCAAGCCUGACACAGUAGGCAAAGUCAGAACCUCUGGAAACUACUCAGCGGUCAAUGUGACUGGACUGAGCGCUAACACACAGUAUUAUCUAGCUGUGUGCGCCUUUAACACUGCAGGGACAGGGCCUCAGUCAACACACAUCAACGCCACCACCAAGAAGCCAGCACCAGGCCAGCCUCCUUUGAAUGUAGAGUGGACCAUGAUUGGCUCUCUGCUCACUCUACACUGGGGUCCUGUGAUAGCCAUGGAGACAGAGGCAGAGGUCAUCGGAUAUCUUGUGCUGUUGAGAAGACACCGGUACAAUGACGUAAACAGCAUCAUAACAAACAAAACCAGGAUGGAGCUGACGCUGUCUCCCAACGACAACUACCUGAUCCAGAUCAAGGCCCUGAGUGAGGGUGGUGAAGGUGUAGGCAGCGAACCCAUCCACAUCCACAAAUUAAGCAUGGGCGCACAAGGUUCGGGAGCAUCUAGUCUCAAUCCGCUAUCGCUGUCUCAUCUCUCCGCAUUCCUCAUCAGCGCUCUCCUCCUCCUCAACUCCCACUGGUGAUGUCUGGACACAGUCACAGCCCUCCUACCGGCCCUCCUCACUCCCUCUCCUCUAGCAGCCUGCUCCCGCAUUCAGAUAGGCAUGGAUGCAACCCUCUGUGGCAGUGCUGGACAGAACAGGAAUUUUGAAGGGGCCAUGCAUUGAGGAUAUAAAUUAUGUUCUGUAGAAAACAUAAAUUUGUGUGCAUGAUAUUUAACAGUUUCCUCUCAUAUCAUAAGUGCUGUCAUGCUGUAAAACUAUUUUGGAAAUAUUUUUUUUCCAAUGGAAUAUACUUCUAUUUAGGAGUACUGAUGUCUACAUUAUAUAUGUACAGUUGAAGUCGGAAGUUUAGCCAAAUAUAGUUUUUCACAAUUCCUGACAUUUAAUCAGAGUAAAAUUCCCUGUCUUAAGUCAGUUAGGAUCACCACUUUAUUUUAAGAAUGUGAAAUGUCAGAAUAAUAGUAGAGAGAAUUCUUUAUUUCAGCUUUUAUUUAUUUCAUCACAUUCCCAGUAGGUCAGCAGUUUACAUACACUCAAUUAGUAUUUGGUAGCAUUGCCUUUAAAAUGUUUAACUUGGGUCAAACAUUUUGGGUAGCCUUCCACAAGCUUCUCACAUCAAAUUGGGUGAGUUUUGGCCCAUUCCUCCUGACAGAGCUGGUGUAACUGAGUCAGGUUUGUAGGCCUCCUUGCUCGAACACACAUUUUCAGUUCUGCCCACACAUUUUCUAUAGGAUUGAGGUCAGGGCUUUGUGAUGGCCACUACAGUACCUUGACUUUGUUGUCCUUAAGCAAUUUUGCCACAACUUUGGAAGUAUGCUUGGGGUCAUUGUCCAUUUGGAAGACCCAUUUGCGACCAAGCUUCAACUUCCUGACUGAUGUCUUGAGAUGUUGCUUCAAUAUAUCCACAUAAUCUUCCUUCCUCAUGAUAUCAUCGGUUUCGUGAAGUGCACCAGCCCCUCUUGCAGCAAAGCACCCCCACAACAUGAGGCUGCCGUGCUUCACAUUUUCAAACAUAACGAUUGUCAUUAUGGCCAAACAGUUCUAUUUUUGUUUUAUCAGACCAGAGGACAUUUCUCCAAAAUGUAUGAUCUUUGUCCCCAUGUGCAGUUGCAAAACGUAGUCUGGCUUUUUUUAUGGCGGUUUUGGAGCAAUGGCUUCUUCCUUGCUGAGCGGACUUUCAGGUUAUGUCGAUAUAGGACUUAUUUUACUGUGGAUAUAAAUACUUUUGAACCUGUUUCCUCCAGCAUCUUCACAAGGUCCUUUGCUGUUGUUCUGCGAUUGAUUCACACUUUUCGCACCAAAGUAUGUUCAUCUCUAGGAGACAGAACGCGUCUCCUUCCUGAGCGGUAUGAUGGCUGUGUGGUCCCUGUUUGUACAGAUGGAGGUGGUACCUUCAAGCAUUUGAAAAUUGCUCCCAAGGAUGAACCAGACUUGUGGAGGACUAAAAAAAAAUGUAUUGGGCGAUUUUUUGUCUUCUUUUUUUUCCAUGAUUUCAUGCAAAGGGGCACUGGGUUUGAAGGUAGGCCUUGAAAUCCAUCCACAGGUACACCCCCAAUUGACUCAAAUGAUGUCAAUGUGCCUAUCAGAAGAUUCUAAAACCACGCUGUCUAAAGGCACAGUCAACUUAGUGUAUGUAAACUUCUGACCCACUGGAAUUGUGAUUAAGUGAAAGAAUCUGUCUGUAAACAAUUGUUGGAAAAAUGACUUGUCAUGCACAAAGUAGAUGUCCUAACCGACUUGCCAAACCUAUAGUUUGUUAACAAAAAAUUUGUGGAGUGGUUGAAAAACGAGUUUUAAUGACUCCAACCUAAGUGUACGUAAACGUCCGACAUCAACUGUAUAUAUGUUUGACACUGAUCCUUGAAGAUUACUAAUGCCUUAAACCCAUUUACAUACCAAAGUAGUUGACAAAAAAAAGAAUUAGUUAUCUUGUGUUUUCAAAGUAAUGUGAGUUUUUAAUGAAGGUAUGUUACAUAAUUGUGGUGUCAGCUGCUCAAUGGAGAGAUGUGUUGUGGUUUAUAUGGGUUGGACGUCCUUUGAUAUAACUAACUGUACAUGACAUCUUGAGUUAUUAUUAUGAGGUUGAAGAAGUACAACUAAUUAUCUAACUGACAACAUGCCCAAACUAAUGUCAAAUUGGCCACUAUAGCAGAUAAAACCAGUUUUACAUGAUAACUGUUUGAAUCAUAAUAAUUUGAUCAAGUGAUUUUAUAGCUGUAGCUAAACCAUUACCUUGAAUGAUUUGUGUUUGAGCUGUGUUAACUGAAUACCAGUUUGGUCACCUGUCCCUCUAAGCCACUCAUCUCUGCAUAGUGAAAUAGUAUUAGGCGCCUUACAGAGCUGUUGGCUCCUGAGCUUUAGACCCCUAUUUAAAACAAUCUGAUGGGACCUGACAUUUUGUUCUGUAUCUCAUGCUCCUCUUAAUAAUUGAUGCAUAUCACACUCUGCAUUCAGCACACAGUGAAAUGUUAAGGUUCCCGAGAAUAGAAUCAUGUAGAGUUAUUGUGUCAAACAAAUCCCACUUGUAAUUUUCUGCAUUUAAAUGACCUCUAAAUGCUAAAUACAUCUAUCAUUUGACCUCCUGAUUAUUCAGAAUACCGAUCAUCAGUCGGCAAAAUAUAUAUAAAUCAUACAUGUUUAAGUAUAGGACAUAUAUGAGUGCCUUCACUGGAACAUCUUACAAGUUGACGGACAUAUCCACUCUUUCUGGAUCAGUUUUUGGAAAAUUAAUCAGGGGGGGGUGUCUAUACUUUUCCUAAUUUCUGAGAGAUCCCAGGCAUAAUAAAUGUAUGAUUGAAUCUGCAGCAUAAUUUAGCAGAUAUUAAAGCAUCUAAAUAAAAUCUGUCAUGUCAAUGGAGCCAUGACUGGAAAUUAAGGAGAAAAGUUGGCUGCUGUCAUGUCCCUUUCUCAAACUUCACUCUGAGAAAAAAGGGUUAUUCGGCAGUCCCCAUAGGAGAACCCUUUUUGGUUCAAGGUAGAAAUAUUUUGGGUUCCAUGUAGAGCCCUCUGUGGAAAGGGUUUUACACAGAACCCAAAAGAGUUCUUCAAAGGGUUAUCCCAUGGGGACAGCCAAAUAAGCAUUUUAGGUUUUAAGAGUGUAUAAAGUACAAGACUAGAGAACUGCUACAGUACUCUUUUAAAGAACUGUGACAAGCCUUAUGGUGAGGGAGAAACUGUUUCCUGUUCAUGUUAUUGUACGAUGGGUCCAUCAUCAUGGGUCCACUGACUACUGCUAUAAGGUAUUGUGCCUUCACUGAACUUUGUCACUGAUUAGGGCUGGCUGACCUAGGAUCACGUGGUUGUGGGACUGUUCCCGUCAUCUGCAACGUCCAAUGAAAGCAGAAGGAAGUGAUCCAAGGUAACUGUGACUCUGUCUCUGCUUAGCCACCAGAACAGGUGUGCAGACCCCAGAGGCCCGUAAAGCUCAAUCAGUGGACGUAAUCAGCCUGUCCUAUCUGCUCCUACAGUGGUUUCAUAACGGCCUGUGCUCAUUGAUUAGACUGCUGCAGCCCAGUCAAUGGGAUAUUGAUUUCCCCUGUCCCAUUAUUGCAGCUAUCACAAUUGGGCUGCUUGAUUGACUGAUGCUGGUGCUUCCUGUUGCACAUUUCUUUGUUGGUUACUAUUUGAGAUGUCCUCCCCUAGUCUUUCUCUGUCUGUGUGUCCACCCCAUCCAGAGGAGACAAGUCAAAAUCAUAAUAAUACAAUGUAAUAUACAUUACAUGUUUUUUUACAAGAGCUACUGUGACAAAAUUAUGUUUUAGGUAACAUCCCCCUACUAGUUCCGACUACCUUUAAUGGAUUUUAAGUGCUGCACAUUUAUAAAUUCCCUUACUGAAAUUCAUAUGAAAAUUAACAGCAUUUUGUUAUUCAUUAAAGGUUAUGCGUUGGUUAAGAGAGGAAAAUUGUCAUGUUCCUUUUUUGUAAUGUAUUUUUGACUGUUGAGCUCUUUUUUGAAAAACUCUAAUCUGAGGCUGAAGAGAGACAUUGAUAUAGCAGUCCUUUUCUUUUUCUACAAAUGAUGAACAAUGGCUUUUUAGGUGUCAAACUGUCUGGGGACUUAGCCUGUGUAAUAAUACUACUGUAAAACAGAAGUACAGCGAGGUGUCCAAAAAGUAUAAGGAUACAGCACAGUAACAGUGUCUAAUUGAAAUAGUAUACCUCUUAGACCUUUUUCCUAAUUCCUAUGCCCAAUGCCCUGCUCAUUAUUUCUGUAUGCUGGUUAGUAGAAUAGUAUAUACUUACCAGUUCACCUUCACAUCACGCAGCGCUAGAGUAUGUGGAUUUACAUAUAAGUCCUUUGUCAAAUUUGGCCAGACUAUCCUAUAAUUUACAUGGCUAUAUACAUGUAUGUUACACCCUGCUGACUGUAAAAUAUAGGAGAAAUAAUGUACCUUUUUUGGGAUUGUACUUUGUGAAUUAGUACAAAGUGCAAUCCAAGAAAAUUAUUGUAGCCAUCAGGUCAGUUGCGUUUGAGUUUACAUUUUUACAACAUGACAUGAUAAACACUGAUGUUGGUUACUUAGAGUGCGCUUUAGUUCUGACAAAUGUGUUUGGUCAAAUGUAAAUAGCUUGCAUAUAUAUUUUUAAAGAUGGCCUACAAAGACAAUUUACUGAUAUUUUAUACAACUUGUGGCCCUUGAUUUUAAUACUGAUGUAUUAAUCCAUGAUCUCCAUGAGAUAACUGACCUAUAGAACUGUGUUUCAUAUUGAAAAGUAACUGUUUUGUCUUGUAUACUAAAAUUGUGCAUGUGAAUCAUUGUUUUGUGCUUUUGUGUUGAAUUUUCUAAAACUAACUUAAUAAAACGUUAACUGCAGCAA